GGGGAGUGGGCGAGGGGAGGGGAGAGAGAGCGGGUAAGCCAGCCACCAGGCAUAGACCUGGAAAUCAAAGCAAAGUUAGCAUUGGACAGCCACAAAUAUCUAGUUUUAGUUAUCGAUAUGCUUGGGUCGCGUCGUGGGUUUAGGCGACAGGAGCGGCUCGUUCAUGGACACUACUCGAUACGACGGGGGAACUGUGGACGUAAGAACAACGAGUGGCAAGAAGACGAGGAUUGCACACAGCAGUGACAAUAAAACAACACAACGAGGGUGAAGUCCGAGUACAGAAACAGUAAAUAUUACCGGCUUGCUGUUCGUAUUUGAAAUGAUUGUUUCCAUGCAGCGUAUCAAUGUGAACUUUAAUCUCAGGAAACAAUGAAGACCUAGCUAAGAACUCAUCAAGUGUGUGAUAGCCAUUCCGCCACCGUUAGCUAACGCCUGCUAGUGUAACCAAACAAGCAAAGUUAGCUUGCCGGCUAAUGCUAGCAGACAAGCGAGAGGCGUUUUUGUUCAACUUUUAGUAUUGUUCCCUUGGAGUCUAAGCACUGACGGGGUGUUCUUACAAAAUAGGGGAAGGGCGGGCUCCCUUCUGGACUGUUCCCCCUCUACAUAUUUCCCUGGAAUGAUGGCAGCGGAGGUCAGCAGCGAGGAGACAAGCUCGGUCACAACGGGGACAGGCGGAGGCCCGGAGACGGCCUCGUUCCCCUGCUAUCCCAGGUCAGCUAGAGUGAGGGGGGCUGAUCUGGGAGCCCUCCGUCAGAAUUCUAAUACAUCUCCGGACCCUCUCCCGGACAUCAGUAUGAUCUAUCCCCUGUCUAGUGGCGACACUAGCGCAUCAGCACUGUCCACCGCAGGGAGUGGCGGAUGUGGACAGUCAGUUUUCCAAGGAUCAAGCUCAGGGAACGUGGGCGGCGUGUGUUGCUCUCCCACUUUGGAGGCACCGGCCAGUCGGAUUUCACCUACAUCUUCAGGCCCGGAAGGGGUGACUGACUUCCCCCCACUACCCCCACCGCCUCCCCCUCCUGGUUUAGGGAGUCUCGGUGGUACUAUGGAUGAAAGCGACAUGCAAGAUGGGCCGGAAUACGAGGAAGAAGAGGUGGUGUUCCCCCUCUCUGCACCUCCCACAAACCAGUGGUACCAUGGCAAGCUAGACCGAACCAUUGCAGAGGAGCGGCUGCGUCAGGCCCGGACCCAUGGCAGCUACCUCAUCAGGGAGAGUGACCGCCGGCCCGGUUCCUUUGUCCUGUCUUUCCUCAGCGUGACCAACGUGGUCAACCACUUCAGGAUAAUCGCCAUGUGUGGGGACUAUUACAUUGGCGGGCGGCGAUUCUCUUCCUUAUCAGACCUAAUUGGUUACUACAGCUAUGUGUCUUGCCUGCUCAAAGGAGAAAAGCUGCAAUGGCCCGUGGCCCCUCCAGAGCCUGUAGAAGACAGGAGGAGAGUAAGGGCCAUACUGCCAUACACCAAAGUGCCAGAUACUGAUGAGAUCAGCUUCCUGAAGGGGGACAUGUUCAUUGUUCACAAUGAACUGGACGACGGCUGGAUGUGGGUGACCAAUGUUCGCACAGAGGAGCAGGGCCUCAUUGUGGAAGAUCUAGUGGAGGAGGUGGGGCGGGAAGAGGAUCCACAUGAGGGAAAAAUCUGGUACCACGGAAAGAUAACAAAACAAGAGGCCUACAACCUGCUGAUGACAGUUGGACAGGUGUGCAGUUUUCUUGUGCGGCCAUCAGACAACACACCUGGGGACUACUCCCUCUUUUUUCGCACCAAUGAGAACAUCCAAAGGUUUAAGAUCUCUCCCACACCCAACAACCAGUAUAUGAUGGGGGGAAGGUACUACAACAGUGUUGACGAUAUCAUUGACCACUACAAAAAAGAACAGAUUGUCGAGGGCUACAACUUGAAAGAUCCUGUUUCAGUGCAGCACCAGGAGCAAGUCAUCACGGACACAGUAGAUGGGCGAGAAAUUUACAACACAAUCCGGCGAAAAACAAAAGAUGCUUUUUAUAAAAACAUUGUCAAGAAAGGCUACCUCCUCUUCAACAAAGGCAAAGGCAAACGGUGGAAGAAUCUUUACUUCAUUCUGGAGGGCAAUGACGCCCAGCUAAUCUACUUUGAGAGUGAGAAAAGAGCCACAAAACCCAAAGGGUUGAUCGACCUCAGUGUGUGCUCUGUUUAUGGUGUACAUGACAGUCUAUUUGGCAGGCCAAACUGUUUCCAGAUUGUUGUCCAGCACUUUAGUGAGGAACAAUACAUUUUCUACUUUGCGGGAGAGGUUCCAGAACAAGCACAGGAUUGGAUGAAAUGCCUUCAAACAUUCUGCAGUAACUUAAGGAAAACAACUCAGCCCACCUCUAACAAAAGGCUAAGACAGGUGAGCAGCCUGGUGCUUUAUGUGGAGGAGGCCCACAAGCUACCAGUGAAGUAUUUCACCAAUCCUUACUGUAACAUCUACCUGAACAAUGUCCAAGUGGCGAAGACACACCCGAGGGAGGGUCAGAACCCAGUCUUCACAGAGGAGUUCAUUUUUGAUGACCUUUCAAGUGAAAUCAACAGAUUUGAAAUCAGCCUGAGCAACAAAACAAAAAAGAGCAAAGAAAGUGACAUAUUAUUCAUGCGUUGCCAGCUGAGCCGUCUGCAGAAAGGCCAGAUGAGUGAUGAGUGGUUCCAUCUCAGCUCUCACGUGCCUCUGAAGGGCAUCGAACCGGGCUCUUUACGUGUCCGCGCCCGCUACUCCAUGGAGAAAAUCAUGCCUGAAGAAGAGUACAGCGAGUUUAAAGAGAUGAUACUGCAGAAAGAGUUCCAUGUCAUCUAUGCUUUGGCCCACGUGUGUGGUCAGGACCGCACCUUACUGGCAAGCCUCCUCCUGAGGAUCUUCAGGCAUGAAAAAGUUGAAGCCCCUCUUCUCAGGACUCUCAAUGAUCGAGAGAUUAGCAUGGAGGAUGAAGCCACAACGUUGUUUCGAGCGACCACACUGGCCAGCACACUGAUGGAGCAGUACAUGAAGGCCACAGCGACGCCCUUCGUCCAUCACGCUCUGAAGGACACUAUUCUCAAAAUCAUGGAGAGCAAACAGUCCUGUGAGUUGAACCCAUCCAAACUGGAAAAGAAUGAGGAUGUGAACCUGAACCUGGCGCAUCUCCUCAGUAUCCUGUCAGAACUGGUAGAGAAGAUCUUCAUGGCCGCUGAGAUCCUACCAUCGACACUGAGAUUCAUUUAUGGCUGUUUGCAAAAAUCUGUGCAGCAAAAGUGGCCCACUAAUACGACAAUGAGGACUAGAGUCGUAAGUGGUUUCGUCUUUCUCAGACUAAUCUGUCCCGCCAUCCUCAAUCCGAGAAUGUUCAACAUCAUUGCUGAUCCUCCAUCAUCAACGGCAGGCAGGACGCUUACACUGGUGGCAAAGUCUGUUCAGAACCUGGCCAACCUGGUCGAAUUUGGUGCUAAGGAGCCUUACAUGGAGGGUGUGAAUCCUUUCAUCAAAAACAAUAAGCAUAGGAUGAUCAUGUUUCUGGAUGAGUUGGGGAAUGUUCCUGACCUCCCUGAAGCCACAGAGCACUUUAGGACUGAUCUGUCCCGAGACCUGGCUGCAUUGCACGAGGUCUGUGCCACACACUCAGAUGAGCUCCGGACGCUCAGUAACGAGAGGGGGGCUCAGCAGCAUGUUUUAAAGAAGCUGCUGGCCAUAACAGAGCUCCUCCAGCAGAAGCAGGCUCAGUAUGCCAUGUCCAACAGCAGCAGGUAGUACCACAUCCGUUCUACCCUCUCACCUUUCUUCACUCCCAUCUUCCUCCCCCACCCCACGACAAGUCUCCUCCACUGGGGUGCUGCACUGAGGAGACGUAGUAUGUUCUACCCUCAUCUCCAUGGCAACCCAUCCAACACCACCAUGCCUCAUGUCGUCCAAUCGUCCCAUCCAUCUUGUCCUGUUUGCCACCGCCAAGAGCUAUGCAACAACAGCUGAGUACAACCAAUGCAGUUCUAAUAAGAAACCUGCACCAGUGACUGACAGCUGUACGCACAGGAAAACCUUAGUUUGUUUUUUUUAACUGUGUGGAAGAUUCCAACUUGGUUUUUAUUCCUUUCCCUUGGUCUUGAGGGAGAAUGCUUGGAUUCGAUUAUCUGUACCUGCUAACAGAGAUUGCCAAAGUCAACCCCCCCUUUUGCUUCAUAUGAGGAAACUGACAUGAAGAAGCUAGUUAUCUCUUUUGUAACUGGAUUCAGAACAAGGAUGCUUUUAUACUGUAAUUAGUGAUUGAUUUAUUUUAAGUUUGUUGUGAUCAGCAAAGUGCUGAAACAAGCAUGCUUAUUUUGGUGAAAAACAAAAUAUGGUUAUUUUAUAUAAGAAUAAAUUCUCUUGCUGGGAUCAUGAGUAUAUAAGUGAGAUGAAUUCUUCUCCCUCAGAUUGUAUCAGCUAUUUUGAUUGUUUGGUUAAGCUUUUUUGUGCUGUUUUUUCCUCCAAACUUUGUAAUGCCAAGCAAGACAUAAUCAGAGAAACCAAGUAUAAUGCAAAGUGUUUACAGCAGAUGUUUUUGGAAAUAGUACCGACUGUAUCAGACAUGCAUGCACUUAUUAAACAGUUUUUGUUAAGUA
Molecule: messenger RNA, 4587 nt
Organism: Doryrhamphus excisus (bluestripe pipefish)
Lineage: Eukaryota; Metazoa; Chordata; Actinopteri; Syngnathiformes; Syngnathidae
Source: RefSeq, a predicted model, not a curated record